ACACGGUCCGGUACCAUUUGUCCAAGGAGACCCGAGGGACUACCUUGGGAGGUAAUACUUACUUUUCCGGGACAGCGCGACCCUCAGGUGUGCGAUGGCUCAACACUCGACAGAUUUGUCCUGUGGCGCAAGGUCCUGUAUCUUCUUAAAUACUGUAGGUCCAAGAUACGGAGCAGAGAGUGACAAGUGUUGUUUGGCUGCUGUUCUAACAACUGAUGACCAUGGCGAGUGUCGUCAACUAUGUGGUGGACUUCUAUACAGAUAUUAUGGAGAAUAAAAGUGAUCCUCGAGUGAAGGAUUGGCCGCUGAUGAGUGGUCCUGGCCCAACACUGCUUAUCUGCCUCACAUAUGCCUUCAUCGUGAAGGUGGUUGGACCCAAAUUUAUGGAGAAGAGGAAACCGUACCAGCUCAGAAAAACUCUCAUAGUGUAUAAUCUGAUUCAAGUUAUUCUCAGUGCAUGGUUAUUUUAUGAAUCAAUAAUUGCUGGAUGGUUCACCACAUACAGUUUCCGUUGCCAGCCAGUUGACUACUCAAAUACUCCCAAAGCACUGAGGACAGCAGGAGGUUGUUGGUGGUAUUUCUUCUCAAAGUUUACUGAGUUUUUUGACACUUUUUUCUUCGUCUUGCGCAAGAAAAAUGACCAAGUGUCAAAACUGCAUGUAAUACAUCAUGGUGUCAUGCCCCUCAGCACCUGGUUUGGAGUCAAGUUCUCACCAGGUGGUCACAGCACAUUCUUCGGAAUGUUGAACACAUUUGUGCACAUUGUCAUGUACUCAUACUAUCUGCUGGCAGCUCUGGGGCCACAUAUGCAGAAGUAUCUGUGGUGGAAGAAAUAUCUCACAGCUCUCCAAAUGGUCCAAUUUGUUCUGGUCAUGCUCCAUGCCUUCCAACUCCUCUUCAUUGAUUGCAACUAUCCAAAGGCCUUUGUGUGGUGGAUUGGACUUCAUGCUGUCAUGUUCUACUUCUUGUUUGCAGACUUUUACAAGCAGGCUUACAAGAAAAGAGAUGAAAAGAUCAAAGCUCAAUUGAAGAAGAAUGAGGAUGCCGCUGUCCAAAAUGGUCGAACAAACGGUUAUGCAAAUGGUCAUGCAAAUGGUGCUGCCAACGGGAAGGUAUUCUCUUCCAAUGAGGCCUAUCAACAACCUGACAAGAAAAUGGAGUCAAGCUACAUCAGUCAAGAGUCGUUGAGAAACAGAGCUUUCAUCAAUAAAGAAAAGGCAUCAACGUCGGCAUCGUAGAACUAAUUUGUAAUUACCAUAGAUAUUGUACAGUUACCGAUAAGCCUCCCUUAGCCUCUCUUAGCUGAUAUAACACUUGUUCAAAUGUUGUGUCAAAGUGCAAUAGUAAGUAUAAUAACAGUUUCUAUAGGUUAGUAUUAUUUUUUUGUUGCCAAUCAAACUACCAAUAUAACAGUUCUCAAUUAUUCUUUAGUAUAAGACAGCAAAAAUAUUCUGUGCCAUGUUGUGAUGUCUUCAGUUUUUAUUAACACAGUAAGUUAAUUAAGAGAAUAUACAAGUCAAGUUGUGUAUACAUUUUUCAAUUUAAAACCUUACAAAUUUAAUAUCUAAAACCUGAAAGUCAUCAAGUGAUUUUUAAGUCCAACAAAUUAUUUUGUAAACUGGAUAACAUAUAUAUUUGUUUGAAACAAAUAGGUAGGAACUGUGGCUAGAGAUCUACCAAUAACUGUUUCAGGGUGUAUACUAUAUUGCAGUACUAACUGGAAUAAUGUAAUAAGUAUAAUAAGUUGUAGUAUUUUGCAGACUCAGACAUUUUAACAGUAAUCUAUUACAGUUGGUUUUUAAUUUAAAUAAAUUCUGUAGGAGAAGUCAAUAUAAUCAAUAGAAAUAAAUUAUAUGGAAUAUUAAAUGUUUACAUAUUGUAGUGGGUUAUAGUUUUUGGUUCAAUACUGCAGGUAAAGAGCUGGCUCCAAUCUAUUGUAUAUACCUUGGCAGUGUGUGUUUUAAUGAAUGCUCCUCCCCCUCAAUCCGAUAACCACCUUCUGUAGGUGAACAAGUAUACAAUAAAACUGAUCUUACAUUUGUACUGUGUUUAAACAUAGACAAUUUUAUAGCAUAGUCUAGAUUUGUAUAUAUUUUUUCAGAGGUUGUUGUCAAGAUAUAACAUUGACUUAAAUAUGUUUUUUAUAUAAAAGAUUGUUUUUACAUCUAGCCAUUUCUUAACGUGUAAAUAGAUUAAGAGGAGGAUUUUUAUUAUUCUAAUGUAAAUAUCAAAACUAAAAUGUUAGCCAUAGACUAGUUUAUAAGUUAUUAAAUUAUUUUUGUGUACUCAAGAAGUGGAGUGUGAUAUAUUUUUACUGUAAAAGUGUACUGCUUGUUUAUUUAAAAUUGAAAUACAUAUCUUAUACAAUUAAUUGGAUUGAAAAUGUAUAAUUUAGAUAAUUAGUGCAAAUAUAUAGUGCACUAACAGUUUUUUUCAUAUUUAUGAAGUAAUGUCAAUACAAAGUUUUUAGAGUAUUUAGAAAAAAAACAAGUUUACCACUCUUAAAAAUUAAAUUUUACUUCAUAUUUAUUUGUCAGUUUAGGUUAUAUACUGUUUUUAUGGUUAUGCUUUUAAAUACAUUUUCAAAUUCUCAAAGAUCUGAAAUUCACUCUACUUUAAUAAACAGAAAAGGUUUAUCGUGGCCUGGAACAGUUUGGGCUUGACUUAGUAGAGUUAGUAAAGUUAAAAUAUUUUGACAGAUAGUUAACUCUUGGGAUCUUAUUUUAAAGUAAAUGCGAUCGUUCAUCUCCUCCAGUAAGCUAACUGGGUCCCAGAGGGUUACCAUUCUGUUAGUUGACUAGUCAGUUUUUAUCAUACCCAGACCCCCUUCACUACAGGGGGCUGAUCAGAGCCUGGGGAUCAGAAGUUUAUCAUCAAUCAGUAUUAAGAUGAAGUGCUAUCCUCCACAUUUAAAAUAUUUCCAAUCAAUAAUUAUAUGUUUUAAGGGAAUUUAAUUUUGUCAAUUAUUUACAGCUGUUUAUGCAAUUGUAUAUUAACUUAUUACUGUCAAGGGCUUUCAAGUUCGGUUUGAGUAAUAUUCAUAAAAUUACUACAAAAAUUUAAUUUUAUGUAAUAGUGUGCCUAUUAAGAAAGUGGUGUUUAACUCAAAAUCAAAGUAAUACGGUUUUCAUUAAAGUAUAAAAGAAAGUAAAAGUCAAUGUAAAAGUACAUAUUUAGUACAUUGUAUAGACUAUACAAUUUUAAAACUUAUUGCCUACAAAUAAAUUAUAAGAUACUUAUUCUUAGUAGUUCCGUUUAAAGUACUACAUUUGGAGCAUUACUUUAAUUCAAGACGUUUUUAAUUGGGAUUUAUUAGUUGGAUAUAUUGUAAUUAUUCUAUACUUUUUACUUUACAUUAACUUUAAUAAUAAUAUUUGUCAUCCAAAUGUUUUAAGAGCAGGAAUUAGUUUGAACUUAUUUUGUACAUAAUGAUGUUUAAUAUUGACAAAUCUACUUUUAGUUAGUUAUAAAAUGCAAAUAAAAAUGGCAAGGAAUCAAAUCACAAUGUAUAAUUUUGUUGUUAAUAAAAACAGUGGAAAUA
Messenger RNA from Homalodisca vitripennis (glassy-winged sharpshooter), 3541 nucleotides. Its product is annotated as elongation of very long chain fatty acids protein-like. Gene Ontology annotation, biological process: sphingolipid biosynthetic process; fatty acid elongation, monounsaturated fatty acid; fatty acid elongation, saturated fatty acid. Gene Ontology annotation, cellular component: endoplasmic reticulum membrane. The transcript is spliced from 10 exons. NCBI's taxonomy places the organism in Eukaryota, Metazoa, Arthropoda, Insecta, Hemiptera, Cicadellidae. Gene Ontology annotation, molecular function: fatty acid elongase activity. The record is from RefSeq and is a predicted model, not a curated record. The coding region runs from base 216 to 1238 and encodes 340 amino acids.